UGAACUUGACACCUUUCCCCUCCCUACACAGUUGAUCUAAACUCCUCCCGUCCUUUCUAUUUGCCUUGCUGCUGUCACUUUUUAAUCCUGGCCUUCCUCUGGCUGCUGUAUCCCCUGGAAUGGGAACCCGCCUGCCUCCGGACCCUGCUUCCAGGCAGCGCUGGAGAACGCAUUGUGUUCUGGCACCUUGCAGGAAUUUGUUCCGCCCAAAACUUCACGUACACCGAUUUACCUCCCCUUAGAUCCUCUUCAGUCUCAGGUUGCUCCUUGCAUUUUACAAGAUGUCCUUUCCUUCUGCAGCGUCUCAAUAAAAUAUUGUCAGGUGCACUGCUGUCGUUCACCUCUUUUAUUUCAUUUGUUGCUGGUUACCUCCUCAGAAGAAAGGUGUGCUGGCAAUCUUAAAGUCCACCUGCUUACCCAACUGCAAUUCAAUCUCAGCUUCCUAUCGCUUCCUUCUCAGCUACUUUUGUCUUCUGCCAACCUUAUCCACCACUUCAUUUCUCUCUUUCAGUAUGGUCUCCUGGCAUAAAUGUGCAUUUUGACUCCUUUUAAGUUCUGCUUCCUUUAUUUCUGAUGUUUUUUAAUUCUCAUGACUUUGCUUGUAGAGUCCUGAGCCAUUUCUGCUCCUUGUCUCUUUGUGUUUGGACUACAGCAGUUUGCAGAAAUUGCUAUUUUAGGCUGUGCUUGCAAGUCAUUUAAUUCAAGGUCUCUUUUGAUCUUAAGUGUUACUGUAUAUUUUGAUACUUUACAUUUCUCACAGUGAAUAAUUAAAAAAAUUAUUUGUUCAAGAACUAUUUUCUUGCUCCUCAGUAACUGGACCAUGCAAUACAUCAAAGGAUGCCCAAAGUUUCUUUCAAUGAGUUCAUUCUUACUCUAAGGAUCACCAAUCAGACUGCAGUACCUGAGGGACUGUGAGGAGGCGAAAGCUUCCGCAGGGAGCUGACACGGUGCCUUGUGAGGCAGAGUCCCUGCCCUGCUGCUGCCCAGCAGUGAUUGUGGAAGCAGACCCCAACAUCACCGCGGCACACACCAGAGAGCAGACUUCGGUUCAACUUUGUGAUGUCUUCCCCUGAAAUUGCUUCCCUUUCUUGGGGUCAGAUGAAGGUGAAAGGCUGCUCUACAACAUAUAAGGACUGCAAAGUAUGGCCGGGAGGAAGCCGGACGUGGGAUUGGCGAGAAACCGGGACUAAUCAUUCUCCAGGAGUGCAGCCAGCUGACCUUGAAGAAGUCGUCAAGAAGGGUGUUAAAACUGUGGUGAUUGGUCGUGGCAUGAGUGAGGCUUUGCAGGUUCCAGCAUCCACUGUGGACUAUCUGAAGAAGAAUGGGAUCGACGUGCUGGUGUUGCAAACGGAGAAGGCUGUGGCGGAGUACAAUGCCCUGGCUGCUCAGGGUGUCAAAGUGGGCGGUGUCUUCCAUUCCACCUGCUGAGGAGCAGCUCAUUCCGCCCUCCCGGCCCGCAGCCAAAUCACGGACACACCUCUGCUGAAUCUAAUUGCACUCUGCUGAGUGUGAGCUUACGUGCCAAAGCAUCCGUGCACUGAAAAUCUAAAAUGCAAAGACAGUUUAUUAGUUCAGGAUUUAAACAAAUCGAGGAUUUAAAAAAAGCGGGGCAGUUAAUGUAAUUAAAUUAUUUAAUUACAGAAUAAU
Molecule: messenger RNA, 1647 nt
Organism: Cinclus cinclus
Lineage: Eukaryota; Metazoa; Chordata; Aves; Passeriformes; Cinclidae
Gene: AAMDC
Product: adipogenesis associated Mth938 domain containing
Exons: 5
Coding region: 1060-1428 (122 amino acids)
Biological process (GO): positive regulation of fat cell differentiation
Cellular component (GO): cytoplasm
Source: RefSeq, a predicted model, not a curated record